Porites evermanni is the source of this 3712-nucleotide messenger RNA. Lineage: Eukaryota; Metazoa; Cnidaria; Anthozoa; Scleractinia; Poritidae. The record is from the annotation of a GenBank genome assembly.
AUGAAACCACGCGGCAAGACCGCCUUAUUUAUGAUUUUUCAGUUCUACUUUGUCUUUGUGAACUGUUAUGAACUUGUUUCCUACGACACCCCUCAAGAAGCCAUGCGAGCUGCGACGGAAACAGAAAAUAGCGAUACCUCUUCGAAGAACGUUCAUGUUGUAGGUAAGUGUUAAUAAAAUUGUGCUUAGUAUCAUGUACUGACUUUAGCUGACCCAGUUUAACAUAAAAUGCAAACUGAGUAUUUAGAGUAUUAUCGACUUUGUUCGACCACAACUUAGAUACAAGUAUCUGCUUUUUUGAAAUGCAAUUACUUAGACUAUAGCUAGCUAUUUGAAUUGCACAUUCCGUGCACGUUCGGUACUUGACGUUUUAGUAGGGUGAGCCCUUCUUGAGCUCCUUGUACAAAUUACUGUAUUAUAUUUUGGCUAACAACUGCUGCUUGCUCGUUUUUCAGAGAAUGAUGAGGAAUUCGAUCAAGCAGAUGACAACCUAGGUUAGUUAAAUGAGUUGUCUAAUAACAAAAUGAAAAGCCGAUAAAGCGUUUAAUUACUGGCAGUUUUGGCCUUUGGUAACUACAUUAUAUUUUCUCGGUAACCGUUUCCCACCGCCUUUCUUCACCCCUCUUCAACGAGGGUCAUAAAAGAAAACGUUACUGAAAAAAGCUCCCACACAGCUCUAUUAGUUCGAUUUUGGUAUAAAAUACAAUAUCUCCUAGCCAAAAGGUAAAGUUUUUAGUCUUAGUUUGGUUAUUCAUGAGGGAACUUUAAAACUGGCUUAGUGGAUAGAAAAUACUUAAAAGUUAUGAUAAACAGGGCAAAGGUUACUUAGUGAUUCAUAAGGGCUGAAUGUCCCACUUGAAUUUGGAAAAAUUUUGAUUGAUUUGACAAGAGGUUUCCACCAAUAUGGAGAAACUAUAUAUAUUUUUUCAGCACACAGAAUGUAUAUGUGCAGUUAUAACAAAAGAAUUAAAAGCAAAGACUGAGUGUCAAACUAUACUGCAAAAUGAUGAUUAUUUAACUUCUUCCCUUGCCCCUUGGCAAUUAUUACCCAGAUUAGCAAAACAAUGGCUUUCCAUCAAACGUUCUCUGGGAAGUCAUACCAGUUCUGUUGCCAGCCUUUAUAAAUUAGUGACAUCUUGUUAUUAAUAUAAUUUUGUACUUCAGCUGACAAGGCCAGCGUGACUUGCCUCAAAAACAACAUGGUCAUCGCCAUUCCCAAGUACGUACUUCGUGGAGCUGACCGAGAGCACAUCAGAGCAUUGAACGUGAGCUGCACAGCUUCUGAAAAUCUCACUCACUUUUUCCUCGACGUACCUCUGACCAGCUGUGGUACCAAAAGAAGGCACACAAUUUCUUCCGUUGUUUACACCAACGAAGCUUUACCCGUUCCACCGAUGUUAAAGGACGUCGUCUCUCACGUCCCUGAUUUUCAGAUUCCUUUUCACUGCUACUAUGACAACAAUGGCGUGGUAACUAGCGUUGGCUUGAAGCCUUUUAGCAAGAAAGUGAUUUUCUCAAAGAAAGGAUUUGGAAGAUUUGUUAUCAAGCUCACCUUGUUCCCAGAUAUGAGGUAACAUAUUUUUGUUAUUUGAUAGAGGGUACAAAUAAAAAGUUAGCCCCUGUUAGCCUAUUUUCCUGGAAAACUGGUGACCAUAUCCGGUUCGAAGGACCAUUUACUGGGAAGGAUUAAAUGCCUUUAGUUCCCUAUAUGAAUACCAUAGGCUUGAAUUCUGUGAAACCCAAACAAUUUAAAUCCACUAAAAACCAAAAGCAAGCACUGACAACGAAGCACAUUGGUUUGCAAUCCCAUGAUUCCAAAGAAAGAACAGGCACACAAGGCGUGCACUGAAAUCUGUACAACAUUCUUGACACCAUUGAUUUCCUUUGGACCGUCAAAAAAACUGCAGAUUUAUGCGAAUAUCUAAAUGUCCUUAAAUAUAAAUUAAUACAUGAAUUGAAGUUUGGAAUAUGUCACAUUCUCACAUUUUCAGUGCACUUUCUCACAAGUAACAAUAUGCGAUCAUAUUUGUUGUCGUUUUUAGAUUCGUAGGACCAUACACUCAGAGCGACUUCCCCGUUAUGAAGAAGCUACGGGAGAGGAUCUAUUUUGAAGCUUCAGUUGACACUUAUGACCACAGGCUAACCAUCCUCGCCAGGGAUUGUUACGCCACGCCUUCAUCAAACAGAAACAGUAACCCCAAGUACUGGAUAAUUCAAAAGGGGUGAGAAAAAAAUAUUUAAAAAGCACAGAACACAAAAAAGGCCGGUUUAAAAAAUAGGAAAAAAAGGAUUCGUGGCCACAAAAUCUCUGUAAUAUCUUUAUCCCGUGAAAAUUAAUAUAUGCAAUUCUCAUCUUUAUUACAGCGAAGCGUUUUCAAAAUAGGUAAACAAAACGCGAAAUAAAUUACUGAAUAAACUUGAAAAGUAAACUCGAAUCAAUGGCUCUACCAGAUGUUCCUCAUUCUAAGGCUGUAUAAUAUACGGGGUAUUGGUAUCAGGAUCGAAACAGCCUCUUCGGCUAUUUUAUAGAGACGGGAUUAGGCUGCUUUCUCCUACGGCUAACGCAAUGAUUGGCCCAGAUAUCAACAGUGAUAAGCCAGACCUUUGCUUAAACCAAUAGUAGCAGGUGGUAAAAUUAUAUUGGUGUCCAUUUUGUUUCUUUUGCAGUUGUAAAGUAGAUGAGACACUUAUCUAUCAUCCAUCUAAUCACCUGUCUGAGAGAUUUAGCGUAGAAAGCUUCUCGUUCAUUGGUGAUCACCCAUUUGUUUUCGUCCAUUGUCAUGUACGAAUUUGUAAUGCCUCGGACCCAAACUCCAAAUGCGUGCGCAUUUGUGAAGACGUUGAACGACGCAAACGUGACGUCAGUUAUGCAGCUGAGCUUGGCAAUGACGUAUACCCUCUUGCCCAGGGCCCUCUGUCUUUGUUAAAAGAAGAGGUUGAUGUUAAAGGGAGAAGCAGCUCAAUUGAAAGUGCAGGUAGAUCUAGUUUAUUUUACCUUCAUAAACAUUGUUCUGCUCUAGAAAGCAGCCAAAAUAACUGACAUGACUGGCAGAACUUUUUUGUAGAGUUGAAAGAAAACAAGGAACGUCAUUAGUCUAGAACUAAGACGAGAAACGUUUUAGAAAUCAAAAGCCUUCUGAAAAAGAUUGUCGUUGGUGGUUAGUUUAGUCUUGCUUCGGUGACUGGCGUCGAAAUGGAACUGGCCGAAAGAGGGAAAAAGGGGUUUUCGCCACGUAGAAGUCAUUAUCAGUAUCUGACGUGGAAAAACUCGUCCACCAGCCCAAAACUCACAUAUACGAUCAUAUCUAAUUUACAUAAUCUAAUUCAAACCAAAACACAACUUAUCGGAUCGAAGGGAAUUCCCCAAGAGGUGACACUGGAAAUUGCGCCGCACGUUUGACACCAAAAACGUAUUUUGGUUAACUUCAUUCAAAUUUUACGAAUGUCAAAAAAAAGAGAGAAAAUCAUCAAACAUAACACACGAUAGAUCAAACCGAAAUGAGCAAAAAAAAAAACAAACAAAAGAGGGAAGAACGUUUUAAAUAGUAGUUCAUGGAUUUUUUUCUUUAUUUCAGGUCCAAACAUACCUGUUAUCGCUAUACUAGUUGGCGUACUUGCGCUGUGUAUAAUUGGUGCAGCUUACAUGGCGAUAGGGAACAAGAGGAAGACGGUGAGGCACUACUCGACUCUGGUCCAAGAAAUUCAAAACUAA